GUCGUUUUACUGGAAACUGAACGUAACAAGAACAAUCCUUCAGCAGAUUCAGUCAGAAUCGAUUGAAAGGCGACCGAUCGUUUUGUGUUCUAAAAGGUUUAUUAGUUUUAAAAUCUCACAGAUGGGAAGUAGCAGUUCGAAGAGUAGGAUAAACAGCACGCCACAGCAUCCUUCUACGGCUUCUGGGCUUCAGCAAAAGAAUCAUGACAAAAAGUAUUCACUCAUCGGCGAUAACUACCGUUCCACUGAUGAGGUUACUGCUGCUCUUUCGCAAGCCGGUUUGGAGUCAUCGAAUCUGAUUGUUGGUAUAGAUGUCACAAAGUCCAACGAGUGGACAGGAGAGAGAUCAUUCGACGGGAAGAGCUUACAUCACAUAGGACCAGCUCCAAACCCGUACGAGCAAGCGAUUUCAAUCAUCGGAAAGACUCUAUCCUCUUUUGACGAAGAUAACUUGAUCCCUUGUUAUGGCUUUGGAGAUGCUACGACACAUGAUCAGGAUGUAUUCAGUUUCUUUCCGGAUGAUGCAUUCUGUAACGGGUUUGAACAAGUUCUCUCUCGUUACAGAGAGAUUGUUCCUCAGCUAAGUCUUGCAGGUCCGACUUCUUUUGCACCCAUUAUCGAAAGGGCUAUGACGAUUGUGGAGGAAAGUGGAGGGCAGUACCAUGUUCUUCUCAUCAUUGCUGAUGGUCAGGUGACAACACAGCACGGUGGUCUCAGUUCACAAGAACGUAAGACCAUUGAUGCUAUCGUUAGAGCAAGUCGGUAUCCAUUAUCGAUAGUUUUGGUUGGUGUUGGAGAUGGUCCUUGGGAUACAAUGAGACAGUUUGAUGACAACAUCUCCGCUCGUGCCUUUGACAACUUCCAGUUUGUGAAUUUCACGGAGAUUAUGGGGAAGAACAUUGAUGCUGGAAGAAAAGAAGCAGAGUUUGCAGUUUCAGCCUUGAUGGAGAUCCCUUCCCAGUAUAAGGCCACGCUCGCGCUCGGCUUACUCGGACGGAGAACUGGAAACUGUCCAAACAAGAUUGCUCGUCAACCACCAACUGUGAGCAACAGCUCGAAAAGUUCUGUGUCAAGUAGUGUUGCCUCUGCACCUCCUACGUCAUCUGGUAGUAACGAGAGCCAGGUUUGCCCGAUCUGUCUGGUUAAAACAAAGAACAUGGCAUUCAACUGUGGACACCAGACUUGCGACGAAUGUGGAGAAGCCAUUCAAACCUGUCCUAUUUGCCGCGUCUCUAUUGCAGUCCGUAUCAAACUCUAUUAGUACCAGUUUUCCAUUUACUCACAUUCCCACUGCUAUCGGAUAUUUAGGAUUUGAAUUGAGAAUGCAGUAAUUGGUUUUGUUGCACCUUCCUUGUUAUAAGCUUUACAGUUUUCUUUUAUAAAGAAUAGGUUGUUUUCAUGCC
Brassica oleracea var. oleracea is the source of this 1403-nucleotide messenger RNA. Its product is annotated as E3 ubiquitin-protein ligase RGLG1-like. The record is from RefSeq and is a predicted model, not a curated record. The coding region runs from base 122 to 1261 and encodes 379 amino acids. NCBI's taxonomy places the organism in Eukaryota, Viridiplantae, Streptophyta, Magnoliopsida, Brassicales, Brassicaceae. The transcript is spliced from 9 exons.